Messenger RNA from Microtus oregoni (creeping vole), 4973 nucleotides. RefSeq names its product calcium/calmodulin-dependent protein kinase type II subunit alpha. NCBI's taxonomy places the organism in Eukaryota, Metazoa, Chordata, Mammalia, Rodentia, Cricetidae. Bases 287 to 1858 code for a protein of 523 amino acids. Gene Ontology annotation, molecular function: calcium/calmodulin-dependent protein kinase activity; ATP binding; calmodulin binding. Gene Ontology annotation, biological process: protein phosphorylation. The transcript is spliced from 18 exons. Gene Ontology annotation, cellular component: neuron projection; cytoplasm. The record is from RefSeq and is a predicted model, not a curated record.
UUUUGAAGUGGAAGGCAGGCAGGUGUUGGGGAGGCAGUUACCGGGGCAACGGGAACAGGGCGUUUCGGAGGUGGUUGCCAUGGGGACCUGGAUGCUGACGAAGGCUCGCGAGGCUGUGAGCAGCCACAGUGCCCUGCUCAGAAGCCCCAAGCUCGUCAGUCAAGCCGCUUCUCCAUUCGCACUCAGGAGCACGGGCAGGCGAGUGGCCCCUAGUUCUGGGAGCAGAGCAGCAGCGUCCCAGUCCUAGUUCCCAGCCUGAAGCCUCACUUGCCUGCCCAGUGCCAGGAUGGCCACCAUCACCUGCACCCGAUUCACAGAAGAGUACCAGCUCUUUGAGGAACUAGGAAAGGGAGCUUUCUCCGUGGUGCGCAGGUGUGUGAAGGUGCUGGCUGGCCAGGAGUAUGCUGCCAAGAUCAUCAACACCAAGAAGCUCUCAGCCCGAGAUCACCAGAAGCUGGAGCGUGAGGCCCGCAUCUGCCGUUUGUUGAAGCACCCCAAUAUCGUCCGGCUCCAUGACAGCAUCUCUGAGGAGGGACAUCACUACCUUAUCUUCGAUCUGGUCACUGGUGGGGAGCUGUUUGAAGACAUCGUGGCCCGGGAGUAUUACAGCGAGGCCGAUGCCAGUCACUGCAUCCAGCAGAUCCUGGAGGCUGUGCUGCAUUGUCACCAGAUGGGAGUAGUGCACCGAGACUUGAAGCCUGAGAACCUGUUGCUGGCCUCGAAGCUCAAGGGUGCUGCAGUGAAGCUGGCGGACUUUGGCCUGGCCAUAGAGGUUGAAGGGGAGCAGCAGGCAUGGUUUGGGUUCGCAGGGACACCUGGAUACCUCUCCCCAGAAGUGCUGCGGAAGGACCCGUACGGGAAGCCCGUGGACCUGUGGGCCUGCGGUGAGUCCAUCCAAAGGCCUGAUUGUCACCCGGACCCAGAGGUCCCUCUCCACUUCCCCUCACUCUCCUGUCUCACCACCCCUGUCCUGCUCCUCUCCCCAGGGGUCAUCCUGUACAUCUUGCUGGUUGGGUACCCCCCAUUCUGGGACGAGGACCAGCACCGCCUGUACCAGCAGAUCAAGGCUGGCGCCUAUGAUUUCCCAUCGCCAGAAUGGGACACCGUCACCCCCGAAGCCAAGGAUCUCAUCAAUAAGAUGCUGACCAUCAACCCAUCCAAACGCAUCACAGCCGCUGAGGCUCUCAAGCACCCCUGGAUCUCGCACCGCUCCACUGUGGCCUCCUGCAUGCACAGACAGGAGACCGUGGACUGCCUGAAGAAGUUCAAUGCCAGAAGGAAACUGAAGGGAGCCAUCCUCACCACUAUGCUGGCCACCAGGAACUUCUCCGGAGGGAAGAGCGGAGGAAACAAGAAGAACGAUGGUGUGAAGAAAAGAAAGUCCAGUUCCAGCGUUCAGUUAAUGGAAUCUUCCGAGAGCACCAAUACCACCAUCGAGGAUGAAGACACCAAAGUGCGCAAGCAGGAAAUUAUAAAAGUGACAGAACAGCUGAUUGAAGCCAUAAGCAAUGGAGAUUUUGAGUCCUACACGAAAAUGUGUGAUCCCGGAAUGACAGCCUUUGAACCUGAGGCCCUGGGGAACCUGGUCGAGGGCCUGGACUUUCAUCGAUUCUAUUUUGAAAACCUGUGGUCCCGGAACAGCAAACCCGUGCACACCACCAUCCUGAACCCCCACAUCCACCUGAUGGGCGACGAGUCAGCGUGCAUCGCCUACAUCCGCAUCACGCAGUACCUGGAUGCGGGUGGCAUCCCCCGCACAGCCCAGUCAGAGGAGACCCGUGUCUGGCACCGCAGGGAUGGCAAAUGGCAGAUUGUCCACUUCCACAGAUCGGGGGCACCCUCCGUCCUGCCCCAUUGAAGGACCGGGCCGGGGUCCCUGCGUUGUCGCACCGCAGAGAUCCACUCUUUGUCCGUGGAAUGUGGCUGCUGGCUCUCUCUUGGAUUUUGUUGGAAUUCUCCCUGUCACAGCGCCCCCCCCCCCGCUGCCAUUGUCACCUCUGUACUGGCAUCAUGAAAAAAGCCAUGGCAACAUCAAAGCUCUCACCCACACCCUCUUCUUGCCAGUGGGGACCUUCUUCAGGCUUCGGUACCCAGGAUGCGGGCCCCAGGAACCCCCACUCCCCAACUACUGUUGUUGGCCUGGCCUAGCUUUGACUGUAGGUGAGGAAGCCCCAGCUGUGUUUACCAGGAAGCCAGGAAGAGGAGGGCAAGUGUGACACGGAUCCCCCUCUUCGAUCUCUCCUCUUCUGGGGUCCCCAGGGAAGCAGAGAUGAGCCCCCUCAAUCUCCAAGCCAACUGUUUCUGGGAGAGAGUAAGAGAGGAGCCACUGCCAGGAGCUCCUGCCUUCAACUGCCGCUCUCAUCUGCUUCCCUCCUAUGCUGGCCCUGUGCUCAUCAGACCGUCCACUAUGGGGAAGGGGGUGGGCUCUACCCUUCAGGCACCCCACUCGCUGCCUCAGUCCUUCUGCAAAGUUUGCCUCCAGUGUUAACCUGCCCAAUCUGCCCUCCAACGUCCAUGGAGAAUUCCAGCCUCUUCCGUCUGAGAGGAGAUCGGAUGGUGUUUCAGGGGCAAAGCAAACAACACUUAGGUAUCAUCUUCUACUUGGACGCAUGCCUUUUUACAGCCAAACUUCUGUGUAUUUCGUAACUGGAUUUUGCGUUAACGGAUAUGUAUGUGUAACUAGACUUCAAAAAAAAAAAAAAAAAAAAAAAAAAAAAAAAAAAGAAGAGUUGGAUCGGGUCGGGAAGUGGGAAGAGGGGUGAGGGGAAUUUUUCACUCCGUUCCAGGUUUUUUUUUUUGGGGGGGGUCCUUUCUGAGGUGCCCUCACCCCCCAGGGAGCACAGCUGCCUUCCAUUCUGGUCCCCACGGUCAGCUGACAGGAUUUCUUCCAGGGCCAGCAUGACUAAUAUACAAUGAGUAAGUCAGGGCCGGGGAGGCCACCAGGAUGAGAAGCUCCAGAUUUGACAUCUCUGUGACUAGAGUCCUCACUACUGGACUUCCCAAGACUUCUUUCCCUAGAUCUUUGUGCCACCUCCCUAUCCCACCCCCCACUACCUCCUGAGCACGUAUCCUCAUUGCUUCUCUUAACUUGGACAAAACAGAGCACCAGAAACUUAGUUUCCUACUUCAUGCUGAACUUGGGCUGGCAAGCGCUGUAGUGCGCUUGCCUGCCUGCCCUCCCCUACCGUACCCUCCCUCUUUUUUCUCUCUCCCUCCCUUUCUCUUUCUCUUCCUCUCUCUCCCUCUUCUUGGCUCUGAUCUGGAAUGCUGUGUCUCAUCCACGGGGAUCGCCUGUCUGCACUGUUUUCUUUGCAUGACUUUAUAUGCAGUAAGUAUGUUGAAAAAAAAAACAAAAAAAAGAAAACACUCAGCAAAAAUCAAACGACAUGUUUUGGACAAAAUAAUAAUACUAAUAACAUUCGAGGUUGUAUUCUCAGUGUCCAACUUGGGAUUACGUUGCUGCCUCUCUGUGCUUUUGGUCUCUGUGUGGCUGUGUUUUGCCAGCAUGAGACACUGUGCCCUCUGGAGGAUCCUAGGGGAGGAAGAGCCAUGUGCCCAGGGGUUUGGAGAUGACACUGAUUCUCUCGGCUUCUCUGAGGGUUGGUUGGAGCAAAAGUGGAAGGGAUGUUUAAUCCAGAACUUUCUGGUGUUCCCCCUUCCCCCGUGUAAUGAGCUAUGUGCUGGGCUCUUCUCUCAAGUCCUGCUGCCCAGGGACAAGUACAGGGCAGGAGAGUGGCUCUAUUGUGUAAGCCACCCCAUGGUAGUCCUCUACCCUUGGUGGAGACACUACUGCCUAGGCCCAAGGAUGGGCCCUGGCCCUGCCCCAGAACCAGGCUUCCUUAUAAGGCCCAGUGAACCCAUUGUUCCUAGCCAUCCUCAGGCAAAGGUAAAGGAGGGUGUGGCCUUUACCAGGGGAUGCUGUAAUUACCAAUCAAGAUCAAAUCCCUUAUUCAAGCCUCAGUUUCUCUAUCAGUGUUCCUACCCAGAAUGAUGGAGGGUCAAACAAAUAGUGACAUGUCUACGCCACCCCACUUCUGAGAACCUGUUGGGUUUGUCACUGGCUGGCCUUCUUAUGUGCCAAGCCUGGCCAGUCCCUAUCCUUCUCCCUGCCUGCCCCUCAUUUUCCUCUUUGGUGCCUGUCUGUUGCUUGCCAGCAAUGGACUGCAGGGAAAAGAAGUGCUUGGGGACUUUGGUGUCUUUUAUUCCAGGCUCUGAUUAGACCUGCUUUGGGUGAGCCCUUGCCCCUCGUGGGGCCUCGGUUUCCCCAACCAGAAGACACCUAUGCCCUGCCUUCUGUUGGCUAACAUGCCCCAUGCCCACUGUGCCUCUCCACAUGUGGAAGAAUGGAGGCAGAUCCCUACCCCAGUCUGAGAUGGCCCGCUCUGCGGAGGCUGCUCCUGUGGGUGGGCAGCCAACUAGUAUAGACCUUGGGACACUACAGUGACCCCAAGGUGGCAGGAGAACUGGCAGAAAAAAACUGCCCAGAGCCCACUCUCACCAGACAAGCUCCAUGAUCCUCCCAAAUACCCUCUAGAUGAAAAAAGGAAGGAAGGAAGGAAGGAAGGAAGAAGAAAGGAAGGGAAGGAAGGAAGGAAGGAAAGGAAGGAAGGAAAAGGAAAGGAAAGGAAGGAAGGAAGGAAGGCCAAAUCAAAACUCAGCCUCUCAUCAGGUUUAUAGGAAAAGCAUCUCCAGCCUUAUGCGCCAUAGCUCAAAUCCUGCCCCAUGGCUUCCUGGCCCCCUUCAAAGGGCUCGGGGGAGUAUGUUUGCUAGGCUCCCAUGCUGGUUUCUUUGUUACUAUCUGUUUGGGGUUUUGUUUCGGUUCUCUCUUUCUUUUUUAACUAUGUGGCUGUGAACUUGAAUGACCACUGCUCAAACUUUCUGCUACUGGGGGUGAGGGUGGGGGUGGGGGGAGGGGAGAAGAGGUGUCUGUUUUAUUCUUGGUGUUUUCAGUGCAAUAAAUAGCUACAAAUUUA